UAUUGAGGAACGUUCAAACAUUGGCGGGAAUCGUUCUAGAGUACGCUAGUGUGUGUAAUGUUGCGUUGCAGAGGUUUCUGACCGUUUCCUGCCAUUUCGAUUUUUGAUGCAAACAAAUUGUGUGUUAAAUCAAACAUGGGAUUCCAAAACAUUUGGUACUCACAUCCACGCAAAUAUGGACAAGGAUCUAGAUCUUGUCGUGCUUGUGCGAACAGGCAUGGUUUGAUAAGAAAAUAUGGAUUAAACAUUUGUAGGCAGUGCUUCAGGGAAUAUGCUGCCGAUAUUGGCUUCAAAAAGGUAUAAAAUUUGAAUUCUUCUAUGUCUACAGAUAUAUUUCUAAUAUAUAUAACAAUUAAAUAUUAUAUCUAAA
Messenger RNA from Bombus huntii, 370 nucleotides. RefSeq names its product 40S ribosomal protein S29 (gene RpS29). The record is from RefSeq and is a predicted model, not a curated record. Gene Ontology annotation, molecular function: structural constituent of ribosome; zinc ion binding. Bases 136 to 303 code for a protein of 55 amino acids. The transcript has 2 exons. Gene Ontology annotation, cellular component: ribosome; cytosolic small ribosomal subunit. Gene Ontology annotation, biological process: translation. NCBI's taxonomy places the organism in Eukaryota, Metazoa, Arthropoda, Insecta, Hymenoptera, Apidae.